AUGCAAAUGCAGCUCCUGAGAGUCGAUUGUGAUUCUCUACCUCUCUUCCCUGAUAGCACCAUGGAAGAUAUUGUACAGAUUGUACGCCAGAUCGGUCAACAACAAGCUCAUAAUGCUUAUUAUCGCGAUUGCUAUUCCCUUUUCAAGCUACUCCAAGAGCUCACAGAACAUACGUUCACCGAACUACAAAGACUUUACAAAUCCGGCACCGAGCGCUCGACCAAUUCUGUCCAUCAACUUCUCCGAAAUUUUCAGAACACAAUCUGUAAUCUGGUUGAAAGAGCAUGCGAAGCCCAAGCGGAAUGCGAGGAGUUCUGCUCAGUGAAUGAAUCACACUCAGCGCGCGUUGUCUUCGAGCCCAUCAGGAGAAUGUACACCGACCCACAAGCCUCAUUGCAGGGUACAAGAUGA
This is a messenger RNA of Penicillium salamii, 411 nucleotides long. The record is from the annotation of a GenBank genome assembly. Lineage: Eukaryota; Fungi; Ascomycota; Eurotiomycetes; Eurotiales; Aspergillaceae.